Messenger RNA from Otolemur garnettii (small-eared galago), 2231 nucleotides. It is a transcript of the gene CSPG5, whose product is annotated as chondroitin sulfate proteoglycan 5. The transcript is spliced from 5 exons. The coding region runs from base 168 to 1868 and encodes 566 amino acids. Gene Ontology annotation, biological process: nervous system development. The record is from RefSeq and is a predicted model, not a curated record. NCBI's taxonomy places the organism in Eukaryota, Metazoa, Chordata, Mammalia, Primates, Galagidae.
GCGCGGCGCGCCGGGGACAGCGGCAGACUGUGGCGGCGGCAUGCGGCUUCUCGCGCUGCCCAUCGUGGGCUGAGGCGCCUGCAGCACCGGCGGGAGGCGCGGUGGCCGGGCUAGCCAAGGGCUCAGCCAGCCGAGCAGACCGCGGACAGUGGUCAGGGCGCCGUGCCAUGGGCCGAACCGGGGGCGGGGGCCCGGGCCGGGGGCCGCUGCCACUGCUGCUGCUUCUGGGGGCUACGCUGAUCCUCGCCGCUGGGGCCGUGCCGGCACGUGAAGCUGGCAGCGCGCUGGAGGCCGAAGAGCAAGUGAAGAGCGGCCUGGAAUGGGAGCCGCGUGCCAAUGACACACAGGAGACCUACCUGCCAGCAGCUGAGGAAAAUGAGACCUCAUGGACGGCACCCGGCGGUGAUUUGGCCAUUGUGGACCCAGAGGAGGUGCUGCAGGCAUCAGCUGCAGUGACCAGCACCACCUGGCUAGAGGCUGACAGCCCAGGCCUGGGUGGAGUGACCGCAGAGGCAGGCAGUGGCGAUGCCCAGGCCCUUCCAGCUACACUCCAGGCUCCCGACGAGGCCCUCGGACAUUCAUUAAUGCUCCCAGCCACCCCAGAGGCUACAGAGGCCAGUGAACCACUCUCCCUGAUCCAUGGUGACAAGCUGAGCCCAGCUUCUGAAUUUCCCAAGGAAAGCCCCUUGGAGGUUUGGCUGAACCUGGGUGGCAGCACACCUGACCCUCAAGGACCAGAGCCAACUUACCCCUUUCAGGGUACACUGGACCCCCAACCAGCAUCAGAUAUAAUUGACAUCGACUACUUUGAAGGAUUGGAUGGUGAGGGUCGUGGUGCAGACCUGGGGAGCUUUCCAGGGUCACCAGGAACCUCAGAGAACCAACCUGAUACUGAGGGAGAGACCCCUUCCUGGAGCCUGCUUGACUUAUAUGAUGACUUCACCCCCUUUGAUGAAUCUGAUUUCUACCCUACUACAUCCUUUUAUGAUGACCUGGAUGAAGAGGAGGAAGAGGAGGAUGACAAAGAUGCAGUGGGAGGUGGAGACCUGGAAGAUGAACAUGACCUUCUAGUGCCCACUGAGAAGCCCGGUCUGGGGCCUGGGACAGGUCAGCCUACAAACCGGUGGCAUGCUGUCCCUCCACAGCAUACUCUAGGGGUGGUCCCUGGAAGCAGCAUUGCCCUCAGGCCCCGCCCAGGAGAGUCAGGCAAGGACUUGGCCUCAAGUGAAAAUGGCACUGAGUGCCGUAGUGGCUUUGUGAGGCAUAAUGGCUCCUGCCGGUCAGUGUGCGAUCUAUUCCCAAGUUACUGUCACAACGGUGGGCAGUGUUACCUGGUGGAGAACAUAGGGGCCUUCUGCAGGUGCAACACGCAGGACUACAUCUGGCACAAGGGCAUGCGCUGCGAGUCCAUCAUCACUGACUUCCAGGUGAUGUGUGUGGCCGUGGGCUCGGCCGCCCUCGUACUGCUCCUGCUUUUCAUGAUGACGGUGUUCUUUGCCAAGAAGCUCUAUCUGCUCAAGACGGAGAAUACCAAACUGCGUAGGACCAACAAAUUCCGGACCCCAUCUGAGCUCCACAACGAUAACUUCUCCCUCUCCACCAUUGCCGAGGGCUCUCACCCAAAUGUAAGGAAACUUUGCAACACUCCCCGUACCUCCUCCCCCCAUGCCCGUGCCUUGGCUCACUAUGAUAACGUUAUCUGUCAGGAUGAUCCUGGUGCUCCCCACAAAAUCCAGGAAGCUCUCAAAUCCUGCCUGAAAGAGGAGGAGUCAUUUAACAUCCAGAACUCCAUGUCACCCAAACUGGAGAGUGGCAAAGGUGACCAAGCUGACUUGGAGGUGAACUGUCUUCAGAAUAAUUUAACCUAAACCAGAGCAAGAAGAGGGGAAAUGGGGGGUGGGGUGGGGUAGUGGGAAGAAACGUUAUCUCCUCUUGUACAGAGUCUAUUUCUUGUAACCAUUUGUUAAACUUUUUUCUUUUUCUGAUCUCAUGGCAUGCUUUGAUGUAUUUUGUACAGGAGGCAAAAAAAAAAAAUACAUAAAAUAAGCAAAGAAACUGAACAGGAUUGCAUACAUUGGAUUGUUUUGUCUGUGCUGUCUGUACAUUGCUUCUGCUGCUGUGAUUUCUAAACCCGUGCUGUUAUCAACUGACUUUUUUUUUGUACUUUGACCCACCUUUUUUUGAAAUACCAGUAAAAAAACAAAGUUCUUGAAAUAAAACUUUUUAAAAAG